AUGCGUCUUCGAUCCCACACACGCCUCCAGCAGCCCCCAGAAGCCCACCCGCCUGUGCUUCGAGCGGCUGCGAGGCCUCUCGCCCGCCUCAGAGGACCGCAGGCGACUGGACCGUCCGCGUCCUCUGCAAGCAGCGUCUCGUGCAUCUCCUUCGGUAUGUUCGACAGCGUCUCGCCCCACAACCCCGGCCAACUCUUCUGUCCGGAGGGGAUGCCGGUGUCGCGGGCAGUUGGCUACUCGCCGUCCUUCUACUGCUACGGCUGCGGACGCAACAUGACCACCGGCUCAAGUCUGUCGAGCGUUGCGGGCAGUCCGCCGGAGUCGCUGGUUGGGUCCAGACAGCGGCCGAAGGUGUGCUACUCAUUCACCCGAUCUGUGGAAUUCUAUCGAUCGACACGGGCAACUAGGAGGGCGUAUGUUUGUCCCGGAGUGCGCCGCAGUUUAUCCUAUCAGUCUCAUGCGACCGAGACCAGACGGCGCCAGAGCUCUUCACCAAUCACCCAUCGACCGAUGCUCACCGCGGAGCCUGUGUGUCGGGCGUCGAAAGUUCUGCGACGCCAGUCCGUGAAGCCUCGCUGUCGACGUCGCAGACAGCGCCGCACCACCGAGGCAGUUUCCACGUCCGCGGCCGCCAGCCGAAUGCCCUUUUGGUCGUCAACACCGAUGCCGUUGUCGUCGUCGGACGCGCUGCAGACGGGCAGGUCAGACAGGGAGAAGCGGUUUCGCCGCAUCUUCCACAAGCGGCUGGGUCAGCAGCGGGUCGCAGACUGGCUCCAGACGUCGCAAAACUUCCAGUCCAAUGCACUGCUUAGUGUCUUUUAA
This is a messenger RNA of Mesocestoides corti, 822 nucleotides long. NCBI's taxonomy places the organism in Eukaryota, Metazoa, Platyhelminthes, Cestoda, Cyclophyllidea, Mesocestoididae. The record is from the annotation of a GenBank genome assembly.